UGGGCACGACUCUCAUUUGCUCCUUGGAUUAUGGGAUUCUCCUUUGACUUGACUAAUCUAAAUUAUAUGAAGAUUAUCACAACAUUAAGUUACAAAGCAGAGAGAGAGAGAGAGAGAGCUGUUAUUGCUGACUAACACAAGCAAAUGUUUAAGGGCGAAAUUCCCAUAAUUUAAUCCCCCAACAAACAACUUGACUUUCACGUAAACGUUUUCCUAAUGUAUAGAAGAUUCCAUUAAUUUUCUUAUUGCUCUUGUUCAGACAUUUAAUGACCAUAUAACCCCACUUCCAUAGCUGCAAAAAGCCUGUCCCAUCUCCAUCUCCAUCACAUUCACAUCUCUUCAUCUUUAGCUAUUCCAAAAAUUCAACCUUGCGACAGUUGCAGUCAUCUAUCCAGGGAAAAGAAAAUGUCUGUUUCGCUUGACUCUCCAGAACAGACCACCACAAACCCAUUUUCUCAUCUCCUCAACAGCAUUUCCUCCUAUGAUGGCAAUGUCAUGCUAGCUGCUGUCAUAUCUUUGCUUCUUGUCAUCCUCUUCGUCCUGCUUCUCCACGUCUACGCCAAAUGGUUCUUGGCUCAAGCUCGCCAAAGAAGUCGAUCUUCCUCCAUGUCUGUGUCUCACGUCUUCCGCCCUGAUCGAUUCCACCGUUUCCAUGCAUUCACGUUCGACACUACCUUCCGGAGCUCCCCAUUAAAGGGCCUCGAUUCCUCUGUCAUUUCAUCCAUUCCAUUGUUUGUUUACACAAUGGAAGAGUACAAGCACAAUUUAGAGUGUGUUAUCUGUUUGAGCCCAUUCGAGGACGAUGAUGUUGGGAGGAAUUUACCCAAGUGCGGCCAUUGUUUUCAUGUGGAGUGCAUCGAUAUGUGGCUGCAGUCUCACUCAAAUUGCCCCAUUUGCAGAGCUCCUGUGUUGAGUAAUGAUAAGGUUGCGGAUUCUGAAGUAAGUUCUUUGGAGAGUGUGGGAGUUUUAUUGAACCGUGAGGUGGGAGUGAUUGAUGGAAACCUUAGAUUGGACAAUCUGACUGAAUUAUCAGAUUCAAACAAUCGUCCAACUGCUGCUGCAGAUGAUGAUAUUCUAUCAGCAUCGUCUUCUUCCUUGACGCUGUCAUCUUCCCUUGGUUGCUCUUUGAAGAGAAUGCUGAGCAGGAACAGAUCAGAGCGCAAGGUUUUUCCCUCAUCCAACGCCAGUGAGAUGGAAGUUUGAGUAAAGACAAAAGAGUCUGCUUUGCCUGUUAAUGUUCAUAAACUCUCCACCACUUUGUAGAAACUUUGUAUAGAUUUCUUGGGAAACUUGUUAUCAUCUUCCUCCGAGUCUCUCAUUGGACCAGAGGAUUAAAACCUAUCGUUUUUAGUUACAUUCAUUGAUUACAAGCUUUUCAUUAGGCGUUAA
Messenger RNA from Theobroma cacao (cacao), 1389 nucleotides. RefSeq names its product TOXICOS EN LEVADURA 63 (gene ATL63). The record is from RefSeq and is a predicted model, not a curated record. Gene Ontology annotation, molecular function: transferase activity. Gene Ontology annotation, biological process: protein ubiquitination. Lineage: Eukaryota; Viridiplantae; Streptophyta; Magnoliopsida; Malvales; Malvaceae.